AUGAAGGUGUAUAUUGAGGAGGAGCUGUCAAAGGAGUUCAUUAGACCAUCCACCUCACCUGCGUCAGCUAGUUUCUUCUUUGUCAAGAAGAAAGAGGGAGGUCUCCGGCCAUGCAUCGAUUAUUGCAGUCUAAAUGAGAUGACAGUCAAAUUCCGGUACCCUCUACCUCUAGUUCCAGCAGCUCUAGAACAACUCCGCACUGCUAAAUAUUUCACCAAGCUCGACCUUCACAGUGCCUACAAUCUUAUUCGCAUUCGGGAAGGAGACGAGUGGAAGACGGCUUUCUCAACAACAUCAGGGCACUAUGAAUACCUCGUCAUGCCGUUCGGCCUGGUAAACAGUCCUUCAGUCUUCCAAGCUUUCAUCAACGAUGUUUUCCGGGACAUGCUGAAUCGGGGGGUCAUAGUCUAUAUAGAUGAUAUCUUGAUCUAUUCGGAUACCCUGGACUCACAUGUGCAGCACGUGCGGGCUGUACUUAAGAGGCUUAUUGACAACCAGCUAUAUGCCAAGAGGGAGAAAUGUGAGUUCCACCAGACAGUUACCUCUUUUCUUGGUUACAUCAUUAGUGCUGAGGGGGUAGCUAUGGAUGACAGGAAGGUACAGUCUGUGCUCAACUGGCCUCAACCGACGACGGAAAGGAACUGCAGCGCUUCUUGGGCUUUGCAAACUUCUAUAAACGUUUCAUUCGGGACUUCAGCACCAUUCCAGCACCUCUCACCUCCAUGCUAAGGGGAGGGAAGCGUAGGCUUCUUUGGUCACCAUCAGCCACUGGGGCUUUUCAGCGACUAAAGGAACGCUUCACCUCCACGCCCAUUCUUCACCAUCCUGACCCUGAGGUGGAGUUCUUCGUGGAGGUGGAUGCUUCCAACACUGGCAUCGGAGCUAUACUCUCUCAGCGGCAGGGUAAUCCUUCCAAACUCUUUCCCUGUGCCUACUACUCUCGGAAACGCAACUCGACGGCACAAAACUAUGAUGUGGGAGAUCGAGAACUUCUAGCCAUAAAGGCAACCUUGGAGGAAUGGCGUCACUGGUUGGAGGGGGCCAAACUUCCCUUUGUUUUUCUGACGUAUCAUCGCAACCUCGAGUACCUCAGAGCGGCCAAACGACUCAAUCCACGGCAGGCUAGAUGGUCUCUCUUCUUCACACGUUUCAAUUUCAAGGUAACCUAUCGUCCUGGAUCAAAGAAUUCUAAAGCUGAUGCGCUCUCCAGGCAGUUCGAGGAAGAUCAGAUCCCUC
This is a messenger RNA of Sinocyclocheilus grahami, 1236 nucleotides long. RefSeq names its product RNA-directed DNA polymerase homolog. The coding region runs from base 1 to 729 and encodes 242 amino acids. The record is from RefSeq and is a predicted model, not a curated record. NCBI's taxonomy places the organism in Eukaryota, Metazoa, Chordata, Actinopteri, Cypriniformes, Cyprinidae. The transcript has a single exon.